Messenger RNA from Cylicocyclus nassatus, 4260 nucleotides. NCBI's taxonomy places the organism in Eukaryota, Metazoa, Nematoda, Chromadorea, Rhabditida, Strongylidae. The record is from the annotation of a GenBank genome assembly.
AUGAGUGUCAUAGGUUUUCGCAGGGCACCAGUUCACCAGCCAUUGGCUAGCCAGGCCGAUCACUUCAACAAGAAGCCCGCUGCUCUGCCUACAAAUCACGCAUACCAAGAUGGCAAAACUUUGCGUGUUCCUAUUGAUGCCGUGGCCACCGAGGAGCUUCUGGAUAAAUGGAUGAAUCAAGCGGUCUCAGGAUUAAUGGCUGCUGUUACGUCAUCUCGGCUGGACCAAAUGGAUUUAGACGAUCGCGAAGAGGUGCAUCGUUGCUCGAAAAGUGCCAGUACCGUACCAGAACAUGCAAAAUGUGUCGUUAAAGUGCUUGACAAAACGAGACCAGUGAGGAAAGCGAAGAUUAUUGAGGGAAAACCCAUACUCAAAAAGAAAAAGAUAAUGGGCACAACGACGAAGCGCGUGAAGAGUAGAGCAAAGAAGAAAUUACAAUUAAAGAUGAUAAUGAACAGUCAAAGAUACAAAAAUAGCAAAAGGGUGCCUAGCAAAUGGUUUGGAAGCGCAAGGACGAUUAGAACGAAAAGAGCCGUACAGAACAAAAUCUACAAAUUCCAGAUUGUAAGUCGUUCUUCUUAUACGAUACCCACACCGGAUGAUGACACAAUUUUCUCAAGAAUAGCGAAGCAACUGACAAAAACUGUGAGAAAAUUCAAGAAUAAAGAAGGAUUUGAAGGCUGGCGCGAUGCCAUCCAACGGAUCAAGAAGGUCAAAAAGGAAGUGAGCCAAGAGAAAAAACAUCGUCUUGCUCUAAAGAAGAGGCUAAGGCAGAUGAUUGACAACACUCCAGAUGAGUUUCAGGACCCGAGGAAGCCACUGGCAAUGAAGGCUAUGGACAUAGAAGAUGAGCGAACUUACGAACAAAAGAAAAUGGUUAAGAAGAAACGCGAGGAAAUAAGAAUCCCAAUGAGGCUUGUGCGAGAGUCCAUUAAGAUGGCUCUGAUGGCUGCUGGUAAAAAUGUGACCAACUUUGACAAGAAGACGCUGAAGCUUAUUUCACCGAGAUUUUUGAGUGUGGUACCCGAGCAAGAUGAUCAAGAUUUGUUCAAUCUCCUCUCUCCCUCGCUCUUCUCAUUACAUCAGGAUGGCGGAGAGUUUGAAAAGGCCAUGUCACUGCCCCAUCUCCUAAAGCAGCUCCCAAGCAAGGACCAAGAAGCCUGGAUGGAUUUUAUCGUAGAGGCAGCAGGAGUUUCUGAUGCUGUAGAAAUAGUUGAGAAAAAGCACAAAGAACAACGUGAGAAGGAAAUGCGUAGUGAAGAUGGUACACCGCUUUACUUCACCAAGAAGAAUGUGACUGAAAUCUUUGGAGAUGUGGAAAAACGAAAAAUAGAGACCUUCGAAGCGCUUGACAAAAGUUAUACUCCUGAACAGAAACACGACUUGGAUAAGCUGGGAUAUGCUUUUCUCAACAGUAAACAGCUGGACGUAGUCUAUGGUGAAAAUUCUCCAUACAAUAAGACGGAUUCUCUUAAAAUGUUCAAGAGAAUGAGGCGAUUAAGGGAUGAUCCACACAGUGUGGUGGAGCACGACAUUCGUUUACUGGCGGAAGCGGAAAAAUUCCGCGUACGACAGAAGGAUAUUGUUUCCUCACCUUUUGUGCUCACACCUCUGACAUUCGCAAGUACGCCGCUGUCAAAUGCCUUUGUUGUGCUAUCUCCCCUAGUCCUGUCACCCAUCACACUUUCCCCGGCCGUGCUUGGUCCUAUCAUUCUCUCUCCUUGGGUGUUUGUACCACUCGUGCUUUCGCCUCGUGUUUUGGCACCUCUCAUUGUCAAUCCUAUCAUAUUUUCUCCAAUCAUACUUUCACCUCUUGUACUCCAUCCGUUAAUCCUUGUCCCUGGCAUAUUCAACCCCCUUGUACUUUCGCCCCUAGUGCUUUCUCCACUUAUCCUAUCACCACAAGUGUUCACACCACUGAUUUUGUCACCCAUGGUUCUCAAUCCACUCAUCCUCACCCCUAUGGCUGGAUCUCCUUUGAUUCUGUCACCUUUCGUGCUUUCACCGAUCAUCUACUCUCCUCAAUUUCUCUUUGCUCUUGUGCUUUCACCGUAUGCACUUUCUCCUUUGGUAGAGUCAAAACUAAUUGCUUCCGAGUAUCAAAUUACAGUAUCCGUGCGAUGCGCUAUAAAUGGUUACGACGAUGUGGAGAUCGAUGUCAAAAAUUCACCUUACUAUAAAAAUGGAGUCUUCAAUGUUCCUAUGACAGAAGAAAGUGGCAACGAACUUUAUCAGCAUUGGGUGGACCAAGCUUUCAGUAGCUUGAUGGCAGCUGUAGCAACAGAAAGACUGCCUAAGGUAUCCACCACAGAAAAAGAAAAGCACUAUAAAUGCGCCAAGAAAGCUGAUGACGUAGAAACACAUGCCAAAUGCGUCAGUAUGCUUCUUGAAGCCCAUGCUGAAGAAGCAAAACAAACUCGUUGGGCAAAAUUAUUUGGCAAGAGGCGGGUCGCCAACAGAAAACUUCGGCGAAAAUCUAUUGCUCCAAAAUUCUCAAGCAAACCUAGGAAAUCAGUAAAAAUUGGCUUCAAAAAGCUGAUAAGGAAAAAGUCAAAGAAGAAGUCUGGAAGAAAGAAGAAAGAUCAAAGAAGAAGUGGAUUCCGCACGUCGCGACACAAAAGAGAAGUCAUCAACCGUAGCACCUAUAAUCUGACGGAUGAGAGGGACAGAACACCAUUUGGACAAAUCGCCAAACAUCUAACCAAGACUAUUCGCGUUCUGAAAAACAAGAGAACUCAUAAAAACUGGCAGUCUGUAGUAUCGGAAAUCAAAAAAGAGGCGGAUGAGAUGGAGAACAAACGAAGAGCUGAAGAAGUUAUCAAGAAGCGAAUAAAGUUUUUCUCCAAGUCUGCAGUAGAUUAUGGAAAAAGAACGAAUAAGUACAAAAAAUUGGGAAAGCUCAGGCGAUUGGAUGAGCUCGAAAAAGCACUUCAGCCGGAACGCUAUACUCAAAUGGAUUAUUUGAAGAGAGAAUAUAAAAAGAAGCAAAAACGACUAACACCAAUGGAAAAAGCAAUAUACGAACCUAUCAAAAUGGUCAGAAGUGAGAAAUCCAUAAGAAUGAUUAGUCCUCGUAUGAUGAGUCUUGUACCGGAAGAUGAGAAUGCUACUAGCAAUGAGGUAAAUCUGCUGUCACCAUCACUGUUCUCGCUUCAUGGGAAAGGAAAAGGUGUUGAAAAAAUGACAUCGCUAACAACUUUAUUGAACAGCACGGGACUUUUGAAAGAGCAAGAUCAACAUGAAUGGAUGGACUUCAUUAUCGAAACAUCAGGUGCUGGUGAUGCAAUCGAAAAAGCCAAGGUCAGAAAACAGAAAGAAGCAGCCAAGACAGACAUAACAAAAGUUCGUGGACCCGAUGGGCAACCCAUCUAUCUCACCAAGGAAAAUGUCACGAAAAUUUAUGGCAAACAUGAAGCAUCAAAAAUUGAGCUAUUCGAACGUCUUCAAAAGAGCUUCACUCCGGAACAGCUGCAACAAAUGAACAGUACCGGUUAUGCGGUGCUUUCACCGCAGCAAAGGGAACUCGUCUACGGUGCGAGCUCUCCUUUGAAUAAUUCUAUGGCUUUACAUGGAAUGCGCAACGUAACAGAGGAGAAUGCACAUCGCGCUGUUAGGGAUACGGUACGUCAUGUGGCUGCGGGAAAGUUACGGUACGAAGUACACGGUGGCGUCGUCAAGUUAAAUGUUGUGCAAUCACGUCGUCAGAAGCGUGAAGCAAUUGUGCUGUCUCCUUUAAGUAAUGUGCUAAUUCUGAAUGAUCCUGAACUGGCCAGUUCGCAGAUAAUCCUAUCGCCUGUACAAUUUUCUGCGCUAAUCAACUCUCCGGCUGUAUUUGGAGCUAUAGUCCUGUCCCCGUGGCUAUUCAUUCCUGUUAUUCUCUCUCCCCGUUUACUUUCUCCUGUAAUCCUAACGCCUUUCGCAUUUGUACCUAUCAUUCUCAGUCCUUUAGCUCUAGUGCCAAUUAUUCUCUCCCCUGGAAUUAUGAAUCCCUUUGUACUGUCCCCCCUAGUCUUAUCCCCAUUUAUUUUAUCGCCCCAGGUUAUGACUCCCCUAAUUUUGUCACCGUUCGCUUUGAAUCCUUUUAUAGGCACACCAAAUGUGCUCUCACCGCUGAUUCUUUCACCAUUUGUCCUGUCACCUUUGAUUUUUUCACCAGCCUAUGUGUCGGCUUUGGUUUUGUCACCGUAUGCUUUCUCACCCGUCUUGAACUCUACUGGUGCUAUAUUUACUUCCGUUGCUUCGCCAAGCUUUUUGAGUUAG